AUGGGCGUCUCUGGACUACUUCCCUUACUCAAGUCAAUCCACAGACCAACUGAACUGAAGAAGCUAUCCGGCGAGACGCUUGGUGUCGAUGCCUAUGGCUGGCUUCAUCGUGGGGCCAUCGCCUGUGCCCUUGAGCUGGCCCAAGGCAAGCCCACCCGCAAAUAUGUCGACUUUGCCAUGCACCGUGUACGCAUGCUGCGCCAUUUCGGUGUCACGCCUUAUCUUGUCUUCGACGGCGACUUCCUCCCUAGCAAAGCGAUGACUGAAGGCUCUCGUGCCAAACGCAGAGACGACAGCAAGAAGCUGGGAUUGGAACUCCUGAAAGCCGGCAAAAAUUCACAGGCCUCUGCGGAAUUUCAAAAAUCCAUUGACGUUACCCCCGAGAUGGCUCGCAACCUCAUCGAUGAGCUGAAGAAGAUCCACGUCGAGUACGUCGUGGCCCCAUACGAGGCCGACUCGCAGCUCGUCUACCUCGAGCGUCAAGGAAUCAUUGAUGGCAUCUUGUCAGAAGACUCUGAUUUAUUGGUGUUUGGCUGCAAGCGACUGUUGACCAAGCUCGACCAGUACGGCAACUGCAUCGAAAUUAAUCGCCGUGACUUUGCCGCCUGCCGAGAGAUCUCCCUUACUGGAUGGACGGACGCCGAGUUUCGACGCAUGGCCAUCUUGAGCGGCUGCGAUUAUCUUGCCGGUGUUAGUAACAUGGGCUUGAAGACGGCAUACCGCAUGGUUCGACAGCACAAGACACCUGAACGUCUUGUCCGCAUGAUGCAGUUCGAAGCAAAGCAUCGUGUGUCGGAGGACUAUCUUGCCAACUUUACCAAGGCCGAGCUGACAUUCUUGUACCAACGAGUCUACUGUCCCAAGAAGAAGGAACUUGUUUUCUUGACAGAGCCAGAGGAAGGACAAGGUGUCAAUGAUAUGCCCUUCAUUGGCGCAUUUGUCGAGCCUACCAUUGCGAGGGGUGUAGCGACUGGAGAUCUGAACCCAAUGACCAAGAUGCCCAUCAUCCCUGCUGCGAUGCCCGAGUCGAAGCGUCGCCACUCUCAAACGGUUGCUCGCCCUACAGCCUCCCCUACCGCCUCGACAGCUGCGAUGGCAGCCUCUCGUACCGGGAGCAACACGCCGGCGAAGCCGAUUGACUCCUAUUUCAAAAGCCGUGGGCGGAUACCCAUGGGCGCCAUGGAUCCCAACUGCUUCUCUGUCGACCCGCAGCGAGUCGCUGCACUCACCCAGAACGGCCUUGUGCCCCGCGUUUUCCCGUUGCCUCGACCGUACCUCGACGAGGCUACAACUCGUGCUGCUGCUCCCAGCACCCGGCGAGUGCAGUCUGCCACCACUUCAACGUCUCCAAGAGCAUUGCGCAGACGCAGCGAACCGGCGGGGGCUCUGCUUUCGCGAGCCAGCAGCAGUUCUUCCGAAUCCUCUCGUCGCCAGAGCUCUAUCAUCCCUCCCACGACUGCUGCAGAGAUUGAUGCGUUGAUGAUGGGAACGACGCAAGGCCCACCCAAGAAGGCCCGUCUCUGCUCCGACAAGGAUGCUGGCCAAUGUGCUCCUGAGGCUGGGCAUCGGAGCAAGUUUUUCCCCAAAAUCGAGAAGAAGGCAGCGCGAAAGGACUCGUACUUGUUCUCGGACGAUUCUAUCGACGAGGCUUUGAUGAACCUACCAGAUAUCGACGGAUGGCGAGUACCAUCUAAACCCCAACGGUCCAUUACCGUUUUUGAGGAAUCCCCAUCACAGUCCUCGGACGCAACAACCACGAAGGACAGCCAGUUCAGCACCCGGGACGACAAACUUGCAAACACGCAAACAAGCACAGUUGAGUCCUUUGUGGUCGAAACACAGGAUGAGAGCCAAGGCCAGAGCCUCGUCCCUGAGCCACCCAAAAGCACUCCGCUUCGUUCGCUACAGUCAUUCGCCUACAACCAGACACGAUCAGCCACGACUGCUGGCUCGCCGGCGUCGGCCAGGUCGCAAGCAGCAUCUGUCUUCACACCGUCGACUGGGGCACCGUCGACUGCUGCCUCUUCUGUUGCCUUUUCAGCGACACAAUCUGCCACCCAGCCCACGAUCACCCAGGCUUUGAAGAAGCAACAUUUAACGCCACUACAACGCAUUGGCGAGCGCGCCCUCUCCCGCAAACAGAUGACGCACAACCGACCUCGAUCGCCAAAGGCUAGCCCUAAGAGGCGCAACCAGCGAACCGGCGUCAUGGCAUUGCCUGUCAAUCCCUCUUUUGUCCCUCUGCCCAAGGUUGAUCUUGAUGAGGUUGAGGCUCUCAAUAGGCCAGUGGGUAGUGAAGACAUGAUCCCUGAUAGCGACGAGGAAAAUGACCUGGACGACGACAAGCAUGGCGGCAUCGUGGGUGACGAAGAUAGCGGCAACGCAAGCCUGAACCUCUCACGAUUCUUGUAUGCUUGA
This is a messenger RNA of Verticillium dahliae VdLs.17, 2418 nucleotides long. Its product is annotated as exodeoxyribonuclease. Gene Ontology annotation, molecular function: 5'-flap endonuclease activity; metal ion binding; 5'-3' DNA exonuclease activity. NCBI's taxonomy places the organism in Eukaryota, Fungi, Ascomycota, Sordariomycetes, Glomerellales, Plectosphaerellaceae. The transcript is spliced from 3 exons. Gene Ontology annotation, biological process: mismatch repair; DNA double-strand break processing; DNA recombination. The record is from RefSeq and is a predicted model, not a curated record. Bases 1 to 2418 code for a protein of 805 amino acids. Gene Ontology annotation, cellular component: nucleus.